Molecule: messenger RNA, 1700 nt
Organism: Lycium barbarum (goji berry)
Lineage: Eukaryota; Viridiplantae; Streptophyta; Magnoliopsida; Solanales; Solanaceae
Product: 6,7,8-trihydroxycoumarin synthase-like
Exons: 2
Coding region: 87-1565 (492 amino acids)
Molecular function (GO): heme binding; oxidoreductase activity, acting on paired donors, with incorporation or reduction of molecular oxygen; iron ion binding
Source: RefSeq, a predicted model, not a curated record
AAAAGGAAAACGGAAAGGCUUAACCCAAGAUCCAUUUUAUAUAUAGAUAUAAGACAUAUCAAGUGAAGAGGCAACUAGACCACAAAAUGAUGUUCUUUCUACUCCUUGUGGCCAUUCCUAUUGUUCUUAUCAUUCUUCUUCCUAAAGCCAAAAACAGUGGAAAAAAUCAUCUGCCACCAGGUCCUAUUGGGCUUCCAUUCAUUGGAAAUUUGCAUCAAUAUGAUACUUUAGCCCCUCAUCUCUAUUUUUGGAAACUUUCCAAGAAAUAUGGAAAAAUCUUCUCAUUGAAACUUGCUUCUGCUCCAAUAGUUGUCGUUUCUUCUGCAAAAUUAGCAAAAGAAGUACUCAAGACACAAGAUUUAGUAUUCUGUAGUAGACCUUCUAUUCUUGGCCAGCAAAAAUUGUCUUACAAGGGCCGUGAUAUUGCCUUUGCACCUUACAAUGAUUAUUGGAGGGAGAUGAGAAAAAUAUGUGUUCUUCAUCUAUUUAAUCUCAAGAAAGUGCAAUCAUUUGGUCCAAUUCGUGAAGAUGAAGUCUCAAGAAUGAUCAAGAAAAUAUCUCCACAUGCUGCUAAUUCUCAAAUCACCAAUUUGAGCAAUUUAAUGAUGUCACUUAGUAGUACAAUUAUUUGUAGAGUUGCUUUUGGCAUUAGAUUUGAUGAAGAAGCACAUGAAAGGAAGAAAUUUGAUUAUCUUUUCGCUGAAACUGAAGCUAUGUUGGCUAGCUUUUUUGUGUCUGAUUUUUUUCCUUCUUUAAGUUGGAUCGAUAAACUUACCGGAUUGGCAAAUAGACUUGAGAAGAAUUUCAAAGAUUUGGAUGAAUUUUAUGAAGAACUAAUUGAGCAUCAUCAAAGUUCCAAUAGGCCAAAAUCCAUGAAAGGAGAUAUUUUAGAUGUUUUGCUUCAAUUGAGGAAAGAGCAAUCAACACCGAUUGAUCUCACUUUGGAGGACAUAAAAGGAGUUCUCAUGAAUGUGUUAGUUGCUGGAUCAGACACUAGCGCAGCUACAGUAAUAUGGGCAAUGACAACCUUGAUAAAGAAUCCAAAAGUUAUGAAGAAAGUUCAAGAAGAAAUCAGAAAAUCAAUUGGAAACAAGGGCAUUGUGAAUGAAGAUGAUAUCCAAAAUAUGUCGUAUCUCAAAGCUGUGAUAAAAGAGACAUUUAGAUUACAUCCACCUACUCCACUACUAAUACCUAGAGAAUCAAUGAGAAAAUCCACACUAGAAGGGUAUGAAAUUCAACCAGGAACUAUAACUUAUGUUAUCGCAAGGGAUCCUGAAAUAUGGGAAAGUCCCGAAGAAUUUAUACCCGAGAGAUUCUUGAAUAGCGAUAUCGAUUUCAAGGGACAAGACUACGAGCUAAUUCCAUUUGGAGCAGGAAGAAGGGGGUGCCCAGGGAUUGCACUUGGGGUUGCAUCCGUGGAACUUGCAUUAUCAAAUCUUCUCUAUGCCUUUGAUUGGGAGUUACCUUGUGGGUUGAAAAAAGAGGACAUUGACACAUAUAGCAGGCCUGGAAUCAGCAUGCAUAAGAAAAAUGACCUUUGCCUUAUCCCCAUAAACCAUUUCUAAAAUACAUUCCAAAGUGAUUCUAAGACGAGUUCUUGAGGUAAUAAGCUGAAUUCAUCAUUGUUUUCAACUUGAAAUAUGUAUACAUAUUUAAAAUACUGUAAACAAUAUAAUAAAAUUAUCCUCAUGCUAAACCCA